AUGUGGAUCGAGAUCGGGGCGAAGACCCGAAGCCGCCCGACGCAGCGCCGCUGUCGUCGCCGUCAUCUCGCUGCCCGGAGCCCCCCCGCCCCCGCCGUCGCUGUCGUCUUCCUCGUCUCCGCCUCGACCUCCCCCAUCCUCGACCGCCCCGCGUCGUCCUCUGCUCGUUGGAGGGUCGCGACGUUGCCGGCCUGCCUCCUCGCCUCCUCGUCCCUCUCCUCGCCGGAACGUCGUCCCUGUCACCCUCCUCGACCCCCGCUGCCUAACCCCUACGGCCACCGUGAGCUUCCUCCCUUCCCCUCUCUAUUGCCGGCGCCGGCCACCCCGCUCGUCGCACCGUGGCCGUGCCCCGCACGCACUCACCCCACGCCCCCAGUUACUCUGCUCUGCCGUGGCCACCCCGCAUCCUGCCUCUGCUCCUCGCGCCGUCGCGCACGCGCGCACUGCCGCUCGGCCGCGCCACCAACCCCUGUCGUCGUGCGCCGCCCGGUCCCAAGGCCGCCUGUGGCCGUACUCUGGCAUCUCCCCUGUUCUGGCCACUACUCGCCGCCGUCGGCUGGCCUCGCCGUGGCCCUCGCGGCCGAUGCUCGGGCCUGCCUCGCGCCCGGGUUGGACGCCCGCGCCCGUAACCCGACGCCCGAUAGGCCCCCGUGCCUAUGA
Molecule: messenger RNA, 660 nt
Organism: Aegilops tauschii subsp. strangulata
Lineage: Eukaryota; Viridiplantae; Streptophyta; Magnoliopsida; Poales; Poaceae
Source: RefSeq, a predicted model, not a curated record